AUGGCGACGGCGGCGGAGGGACGUCGCCGACGAAAGAACAGGUCCAAGUCCAAGAACACGCGUAAAGACGCCGGGGCGGCGACGACCGUGCUCGACCUCCCCGACCACCUCUUCGAGCGCGUCCUCCUCGUCCUCGGCCCUUCCCCAUGCCUCGUCCGCGCCGCCGCAACGUGCAGGCGGUGGUGCCGCGUCGUCGCGGAUGCCGGCUUCCUCGCGCGGCUGAGUUCGGCCCACGGACACGUGAUACAUGCCGGGGACUACUGCCUCGAAUUCGGAGACGAGCCCAGUUACUUCGGCUUCGUCCCCUACUCGUCGGCCGUGCCGCUCGGACGCUUCUCCCUGGACUUCCUUCCGGGCACAGAGCACUCCUGGGCGCUGCAAGACAGCCGUGGCAGCCUCCUCCUCCUCUCCAGUGUGAUGCGCCGGGACCAGGGCCCCGCUCACACGGCGCUACCAGGGGAUCCUUUGGCCUUCGGGCGUGACCUAAUCGACAUCGAGGAGGAGGCCGGAAAUCGCCGAGGCAACAUGUCCAACUUCAGGAUCCUAGCCAAGGUCAACGACAAUCUGGUCUGCGUGUUCUCCUCCGGCAGUGAUGGCGGCUGGCGUCUAAAGCGCACCCAGGCCACCAGCACCGGUACAAAACCAUGGUUGGAUAAUUUGGUGGGGCGUGUCAACGGAUUUAUGUACUGGGCAAUCCAAGAAAGCGCCGCCGUGCUUGCCCUUGAGGAGGCCACUCUGGAAUACUCCCUUGUCAAGUUCCCGGAGAACAUAUGGGGGUUGUACAAUGAAGAUGACCGUACCUCUUGGGUCGUCGCCGGUGAGGACGGUGUCUUGUGCAUCGUUUGUCUGAUGAGCAACCAGCUCAAGGUCUUUGCACGAUGGCGCCAUGAAGGAACUGGAGAAGAUGAGUGGGUGCUGGAAAAGACCCUGGGGCUGCAGGAGGCGACUGUCGGGUUACCAGGUCGUGAGGCAGGAUUUUUUGAGCAAGGCGCCACCAUUCUCACGGCAAAUUCCAGAUACGUUCUAGUGAGACCAAAGGAGAAGAAGUGGAUGUUCUCCAUCGAGCUUGACACAAUGAGGGUAGAAUGCGAGCACCAUAGAAACAACUAUGAAGGGCCAGCGUACCCGUACGAGUUGCCAUGGCCGCCGGUAUUGCCCGAUGAUCGUGGCAGGGAGAGGAGGUGAUAGGUAAUCGCCUGUGUAUUGUAGUAUUUCA
This is a messenger RNA of Triticum dicoccoides, 1216 nucleotides long. RefSeq lists its product as uncharacterized. The record is from RefSeq and is a predicted model, not a curated record. Lineage: Eukaryota; Viridiplantae; Streptophyta; Magnoliopsida; Poales; Poaceae. Gene Ontology annotation, molecular function: protein binding. Bases 1 to 1185 code for a protein of 394 amino acids. The transcript is spliced from 2 exons.